AUGAACGGAAUAAACGUAGAUAUAAACCAUUUGAAAAAGGGGGAGGUCAAUUUGGGUACUUCCAUUAUGGCAGUCACUUUUAAAGACGGUGUAAUUUUAGGGGCAGAUUCACGAACUACAACAGGAUCCUAUAUUGCCAACAGGGUGACUGACAAACUAACACAGAUCCACGAUACCAUAUACUGUUGUCGUUCAGGAUCGGCUGCUGAUACUCAGGCUGUUGCCGAUAUUGUCAAAUAUUACUUGCAAAUUUAUUCAUCACAAUUACCAUCGGGCCAGAAACCAACAACCAAUAUAGCUGCCAAUGUAUUUCAAGAAAUUUGUUACAAUAAUAAGGACAAUUUGACAGCGGGAAUUAUAUGUGCUGGAUAUGACGAGAAAUACGGAGGAUCAGUAUAUUCGAUCCCCAUUGGUGGUUCAAUACAUAAACAAGACUAUGCCAUUGCUGGAAGUGGAUCUACUUUUAUUUACGGAUGGUGUAAUGAAAACUACAAGCCAGGCAUGGAGCAAGAUGAAACGGUUGAUUUCAUAAAGACAGCAUUGGCAGAGGCAAUCAAGUGGGAUGGUUCAUCGGGAGGUGUUAUAAGAAUGGUUAUUUUGACGAAAAAGGGAGUUGAGAGGUUGAUUUUUUAUCCUGAUGAGUAUGGAGUGUUGACACAGGCAGCUGAGUAG
Lodderomyces margitis is the source of this 672-nucleotide messenger RNA. It is a transcript of the gene PRE3, whose product is annotated as proteasome core particle subunit beta 1. The record is from RefSeq and is a predicted model, not a curated record. Gene Ontology annotation, molecular function: threonine-type endopeptidase activity. Bases 1 to 672 code for a protein of 223 amino acids. Gene Ontology annotation, cellular component: proteasome core complex. Lineage: Eukaryota; Fungi; Ascomycota; Pichiomycetes; Serinales; Debaryomycetaceae. The transcript has a single exon.